AUGUGUGACCAGUUCUGCAUGCCGCUCCCCCAGUGCUGUGUGAAGGGUUCCUCCUUCUACCCCUCCUCCUCCUCCUAUUCCCAGGGCCAGGUGGUAGCUCCAGCCCCUUGUGGGAUGCAAGUCGUGGAGUGCCCUGCACCAUGCCCAGUUCAAGUUUCCCAGGUGAAGUGCCAGGUUCCCUGCGAGACCAAGACCGUACAGGUGAAAAGCCAGGCACCAUGCCAGUCUAAGACCACGCAGGUGACGUGCCAGGCUCCGUGCCAGUCCCAGACCACGCAGGUGACGUGCCAGGCUCCGUGCCAGACUGAGGUUUGCUAUGUGCCCUGUGAAGCCCCGUGCCCUGUUCAGACCUGCUAUGUGCAAUGCGCUCCAGCUUGUUACACAGAAACUCGCUACGUGGAAUGCCCAGUCCAAACCUAUGUACCCUAUCCAGCUCCCCAGCCUGUCCAGACUUACGUACCGUAUCCCCCAUCGUGCCAGCCACAGGGGAGAUUCUCCACCCAGUGCCAGUAUCAGGGCUCCUUCAGCAGCUGCGCCCCCCAGCGUCAGUCCCGGCCUUCAAUUCGCACUUACGCACCGCAGUGCCAGACCCAGGGCUCUUACGGGAGCUUCCCGGCGCAGCGCCGCGCCAGGAGCACCAGCAGAUGUCUCCCUCCUCGCCAGCUGCAGCCUUCUUACCGCAGCUGUUCCCCGCCACGGCGCUCUGAGCCCUACUUCAGCAGCUGCAUGCCAUCAAGGUGCGCUUCGGGUUCCUAUAACUACUGCACCCCACCACGCCGCUCCGAGCCCAUCUAUCACAGCCACUGUGCUCGGGGUCCCAGUGCCAGCUGCUCUCAGAGACGUGGACCCAAGUGCCGCAUAGAGAUUUCCUCGCCCUGCUGCCCCAAGCAGGUCCCGCCCCAGAGAUGUCCUGUUCAGAUUCCGCCCAUGAGACGCUGCUCUGAGGGCUGUGCUCCACGACCCUCCUGGGGUGCCUCCUGCCCAGAGCUGAGACCACGUGCAGAGCCAAGCUUCCGUCCACCCCGGAAUUUUGACCAGUGUCCAGAGCAAUCAAGACCCCGAUGUCCACUUCCUGCCCCACGUCCAUACCCACGCCCAGCACCAUGCACCAGUCCUGAGCGCCGCCCGUGUUCUCCACCACCGCGAUUUCCGGAACCCCGCUUCUGUCCGGAACCCCGCUUCUGUCCAGAACCAAGUCCACCCCCACGUCCAGCUCCACGUGUAGCCCCACGACCUCGCCCAGCACAGUGCGAGUUUCCAGAGCCGCGUCCACGUCCACAGCCCUUUGAGCGCCCAGAACCUUGUCCAGAGCCAAUUCCCCUUCCAGCGCCCUGCUCCAGCCCAGAACCCUGUGUGCAGCCUCGGCGCUGUCCCAGCCCCUGCUCAGGCCCAAACCUAGUUCCACGCUCAGGAGACAUAGGCUGUCAUGAGUCCUGUCCAGGCCGCCUAGACACUGAGGCCCCCAGCUGUGGCCCAGGUGGUUAUAACCAGUCUGAAGAGAGUGGUGGUAGCUUCGGACCUUGUGAUGUGUUUCCAGAGCCACGGGGUCAGGGUGGCUGUGAAGACCACGGAGGUCCCUCUGCUGGAGCGAAAGGUGGGGCCUAUGCUGGAGUAAAGAGUGCCUACUUUUAA
Molecule: messenger RNA, 1632 nt
Organism: Molossus molossus (Pallas's mastiff bat)
Lineage: Eukaryota; Metazoa; Chordata; Mammalia; Chiroptera; Molossidae
Gene: KPRP
Product: keratinocyte proline rich protein
Exons: 1
Coding region: 1-1632 (543 amino acids)
Source: RefSeq, a predicted model, not a curated record